AUGUCUAGUGUAAUACUAUAUGCCUCGAAGCAAAUUUUUAAGAGAGCUUUAAAAAAUGACGAUGAAUUAGAUACCGAUCCCGACGUUUCAACCCCCGAUGAAGACCCUUUGGAAGAUACUAACCCGGUAGAAAACGAAAUUUUCUCUUCUUGGGCAUUAUUCAUUUUGUUAUUUUUAUUAUGCUCUGCGUUGUGGUCUUCAUAUUUCUUACAACAAAGAAGAAUCAAAGCCAUUCAUGAAACGGUUUUAUCGAUUUUUUACGGGAUGAUUGUAGGUUUAAUCAUUCGUAUUAGCCCAGGUCAUUAUAUCCAGGAUGCGGUCAAAUUCAACCUGGGUUACUUCUUCAAUAUCUUAUUACCGCCAAUCAUUUUGAAUUCGGGUUAUGAAUUACAUCAAGCUAAUUUUUUCAGAAAUUUGGGGUCGAUCCUAACUUUUGCUAUUCCCGGUACUUUUAUCAGUGCUUUGGUCUUGGGGAUAAUUCUUUAUAUCUGGACCGCCCUUGGCUUAGAUGGUGUAAGUCUUGAAUUCGUUGAUGCUUUGGCAGUUGGGGCUACUUUAUCCGCUACAGACCCAGUUACAAUUUUAUCUAUUUUUAAUGCCUAUAAAGUUGAUCCAAAAUUAUAUACAAUUAUCUUUGGUGAAUCUUUACUUAAUGAUGCUAUUUCAAUUGUUAUGUUUGAAACUUGUCAAAAAUUUCAUGGUCAUCCAGUUAAAUUCUCUUCUUUUUUUGAAGGUAUCGGAUUAUUCUUAAUGACUUUCACCAUCUCAACCAUAAUUGGUAUCCUAAUCGGUAUCCUUGUGGCUCUUAUCUUGAAACAUUCUCAUAUUAGAAGAUACCCUCAAAUUGAAACUUGCUUGGUUUUAUUGUUUGCAUAUGAAUCAUAUUUUUUCUCAAAUGGUGCUCAUAUGUCAGGUAUUGUAUCUUUACUUUUCUGUGGUAUAACUUUAAAACAUUACGCCUAUUUCAAUAUGUCAAGAAGAACUCAAAUUGCAACAAAAUAUAUCUUUCAAUUAUUAGCCCAACUUUCUGAAAAUUUCAUCUUCAUUUAUUUAGGUUUAUCUCUUUUCACUGAAGUUGAAUUGGUUUUCAAACCUCUUUUAAUCAUUGUCACUUUUAUUCUGAUUUGUGUGGCUCGUUGGUCUGCGGUUUUCCCAUUAUCAAGAUUCUUAAAUUUCUUGUAUAAAGCAAGAUUUGAAAAAUUUAAUAAUAGAUUGGCUUCAAAUGGUGGUAUUUCUUCUCAAUCUUUACCAGAUGAAAUUGGUCAUUCUUAUCAAAUGAUGAUUUUCUGGGCUGGUUUAAGAGGUGCUGUUGGUGUGGCUUUAGCAAUGGGUAUUCAAGGUGAUGCUAAAUGGACUUUAUUAGCUACUGUUCUAGUGGUGGUUGUAUUAACCGUUAUUUUAUUCGGUGGUACUACUGCUUCAAUGUUGGAAAUUUUAGGAAUUAAAAUUGGUUGCGUCGAUGAAAAUGAUAAUUCGGAUGAUGAGUUCGAUAUUGAAGCUCCCCAAUUACCUCUUAAUGUUAUGGGUAAUAGGAAACUGCAACAACCAGCAAAUAACGUUAGGUACCAAUCGGGAGUUUAUAACGAUGAUUCAAUAAGAUCCCGUACCGGCUCCAAUGUUAGCUUAUCCUCAAUUAAAGCUUCUAAUGAUUCUUCUGCUUCGGUUAAUGACGUUGAUGAAUUCAAUACCGAUGGAGUCGAUGAUUUAUUCCCUAACUCGAGUGGCAAUCCUCCUAUCGAUACUUCAAACCCUGAAACCGCUCAUGCUGCUGCUGUUGCAUUAGCUAAUAAUUCAAGCUCUGGGGUCUUGGGUGCCUUUUUAAGUGCUGAAGAACAUGCCAAGUGGUUUACUAGGUUUGAUGAACAAGUCUUGAAACCAGUCUUAUUGGACAAAUUGCCAAAUCAACAUAAACGUAAUGAUAAUGGAAACAGUGAUGGUGAUGUAUGA
Messenger RNA from Hyphopichia burtonii NRRL Y-1933, 1947 nucleotides. RefSeq names its product bifunctional K:H/Na:H antiporter (gene NHX1). Gene Ontology annotation, cellular component: early endosome; late endosome; fungal-type vacuole membrane. Gene Ontology annotation, biological process: sodium ion transport; vacuolar acidification; proton transmembrane transport. Gene Ontology annotation, molecular function: sodium:proton antiporter activity. Lineage: Eukaryota; Fungi; Ascomycota; Pichiomycetes; Serinales; Debaryomycetaceae. The transcript has a single exon. The record is from RefSeq and is a predicted model, not a curated record. Bases 1 to 1947 code for a protein of 648 amino acids.